AUGAUUGACAUUGAACCGAGACAUGGUAAUCACCAUUUCGUAAAUAUCAAAUAUGGAUACAUCAUACUUGGAAUAUCCCUUUUACUAUCCCUACACCUACUAUUGUUCAAGUUUAUCUAUAUACAACAAUGGAAACGAAAUGGAAUACAUAAUAGGCUAUUGACAUAUCUACAACGGCCGCCAACAUGGUUCAUUAUGUUGAUUUGGAUCGUCAUCAUUAUAUACCUAUCACAGGACAACAUCCAUGAGAUACAUGUGGAAUACACAACAAUAGCCAAACGAUUAGGUCGAAUAGCGUACAGUUUAAUUCCACUAAAUAUUUUCCUAAUCCUACGCUUCUCCAAUUCACCAUAUUUAAACCCUGGAUAUUACCUACAAAACUUGAAUCUUCAUAAAUGGUUAUCGAGAUUGGUUUUCGUUCUUGCGUUGAUUCAUGGGUUGAUUUUCACCAUCAAAUGGAUAGUUGAUGGAACAGGAUCCAAAUUUGUCACAAUUUGGAAUUUUUUGGGUAUUGUUGUUCUUGUUCCUUUCCUUUUGCUCAUGGUUGUUUCGAUAAGAUACAUGAGACGCAAAUCGUAUCCUUUGUUUUACGUUGUUCACAACAUCACCUCAUGGCUUAUGGUAUUUUUGAUAACUUUGCAUGCUCGACCAAGAGUGUGGCCAAUUGCCAUAGUGGCAAUAGCUAUGUUGGCUAUGCAAUUGUAUUCCAGGUUUGCUACGUAUAGAGUAAACUCACUCAAGGUGAUUGAUAUUCCUGCAUCAACAUUGCAAAUUGUGAAGAUACCGCUUCCUUUGAAUUUCCCCAUUUGGUCACCUGCAAGUCACAUUAGAUUAAACUUCUCAUUUCUGAACAUUCGAUGCUGGGUAAUGGCAACUCACCCAUUCACAAUUGCGUCCAUAUUUGAAGAUUCGCGUACAUCGCUUGUGUUGAUCAAGAAAAAGACACAGUUGCAGUUUGAUUCACAAUGUACUUAUUUGAUGACAGGUCCGUAUUGCUCCAUACCUCAACCUUUUUUCAAUACCGCACAAGUGGUGAGUAUUCUUUGUGGUGGCUCGGGAAUAUCAUUUGGAUUGCCCAUCUAUCAAUAUUUCAAGUCCACAAAUCCAUCAGUGGUGGUGAGCUUGACUUGGUGUGUUCUGAACAAAGACGACUUGUUUAUUCUCAAUCAGUUGAAUGUAUCUGAUAUACAAGUUUAUGUCACAGGCAUAGACACUCAACAAUCAUCUGAGGAACAUUUCAUGCCCGAAUUUUUGGUUGAAGGUGAGGAUGAUGUGGAAAAUCACGGUUUACUAAAGGAAAAUAUCGAGUUGCAACCAAUUGUACCGAAUCCAAUUGAUCCUAGUGAAAUUAAUGAAGGAAAAUCAAACAAAGAUGAGUCAAUAACCAAUGGUAAACGUUAUAAAUUAGGACGGCCCAAAUUGGAUGAAAUCUUUGCCAUUAAUAAUCCUACAUUUACGUAUGAUCCCAGCACCACUUGGAUAAUUGCUUGUGGACCAGACGGAUUGAUUUACGAUUCUCAAAGGUGGGCAACAGAGCAUAAUUAUCAGUUUUUUAGUGAGAAAUACGAAAUGUAA
Messenger RNA from Lodderomyces parapsilosis, 1575 nucleotides. RefSeq names its product putative metalloreductase. The transcript has a single exon. Lineage: Eukaryota; Fungi; Ascomycota; Pichiomycetes; Serinales; Debaryomycetaceae. The record is from RefSeq and is a predicted model, not a curated record. The coding region runs from base 1 to 1575 and encodes 524 amino acids. Gene Ontology annotation, cellular component: plasma membrane. Gene Ontology annotation, molecular function: oxidoreductase activity.